AGCGAACAGCGACUUCCAAAAACAAAAAAACAACCAACACAGCACGCGAAUCGCGCACAAAAAGAAGACAAAAAAAAGGUGAAAGCUGCCAAUUACAAGUGUGUUGGAGGUGGUGGGCCAACGGAGUACAAACGAGCGCCAUGACAGCCAAAACCGAUCAUCAGACCAAAGGUCAACAGUCGGAGACGGAUACGGAUGCGAAUAUGGAUGCAAAUAUGGAUGUGGAGAGAUUAGAUGUGCAACAACAACCAAUACUACAACAGCUGCAAACAGAAUCAACAACGACAGCAAAACAAUCUGAGCAGUCGCAGCUAAUUGGCAUAUUCUUUGUGGAGAAUCGAAGACGCAAGCAGGAUAUCAAAAUUGUGGUCAAACUGUGCGCGGACGGCAUCUAUUUGCGGCGCGAGACGACAAAUAGCAACCAUAUCAAUGAGCAGCUGAUACGCAUCGAGGACAUCGUUGGGUCCAGCUACGGCCAGCGUGUGAAGAAGCGUGCCCGCGGCGGCCUCAACUCCUGCAAGAGUGCCAGCCGCGAGCCGUCAGAGAACGAGCCGCAGAACGACCAACUGGAGCCAGAGCAGGCCAAAGGUCAAGCGGAUAACAGCGCCUAUUUGUACAUCUAUGCGUAUCUGAAGAAGGAGAAACCGUUUCGCCGUGUUCAAACAUUACGCAUCUUACGCUUCCGCACCAGCGAUGACUAUGCUGAGAAUCUGAACACCGCCCGGCUCUGGCAUCGCAGGAUACGCGAGCAUAAACAACGAUCCGUGACGACGCCGGAUGGCGUGAUAGUGGGUCAAGGUGCUGGUGGCAAAAAGCUGCUCAUAUUGCUGAAUCCAAAGUCGGGAUCGGGCAAGGGACGCGAACUGUUUCAGAAACAGGUGGCGCCAUUGUUGAGCGAAGCGGAGACACAAUAUGAUCUACAAAUCACAACGCAUCCACAGUAUGCCCAGGAGUUUGUGCGCACUCGUAAGGAUCUAUUGGAACGUUAUGAUGGCAUUGUAGUCGCCUCCGGCGAUGGUCUAUUCUAUGAAGUGCUUAAUGGCCUGAUGGAGCGCAUGGACUGGCGUCGUGCAUGUCGCGAACUAUCCCUGGGUAUCAUACCAUGCGGCUCGGGCAAUGGCCUGGCCAAAAGCAUUGCCCAUCACUGCAACGAACCAUACGAACCGAAGCCCAUACUCCAUGCAACACUGAUCUGUGUGGCCGGGCGUACCACACCAAUGGAUGUGGUGCGCGUCGAGCUGAACCAUCGGGAUAAGCAUUUUGUGAUGUACUCAUUCCUAUCGAUCGGCUGGGGACUUAUCGCCGACAUUGACAUUGAGAGCGAGCGAUUGCGCUCGAUUGGCGCCCAACGUUUUACACUGUGGGCCAUCCGGCGUCUCAUCACGCUACGCUGCUAUCCGGGCAAACUGUACUAUCUGCCUGCCAAGAGUUCUAAAACAAAUCACACAGACACAACAGCAGCAGCAAGAGUAGCAAGAGCUCCACAAACAGACCGAUCCUCACCGGAACCACCACCUGUGGAACAGAGCAAUCACAGAUUAGCACCACGUCGAUCCACUGCGCAUGAGAAGAGUGAAUUUAGAGACCUGCCCGACGACGACGACAACGAUGUGCAGCUGCGCGACUAUUGCCAUUCUCAAUUUGAUGAGUAUGUCGAUGCGCUGUCGACGGAUCGUUGCAGCUAUCGCCAGAAUGCAGACAGCUGGCAUUCGGCGGUAUCGCGUCGCACCGCCUACUUCUCGCUUGGUGGUCACAGCACACGCUCCAAUCGAAGUCGAUUGAGCGUGGCGCAGCGGAUCGAGUCGGCCAAUGCCGAGUUUAAUCAGCUCGUGCCAACGGCCACAAUGCCAGGCCUACUGCUGCCGCUGCCCGCUGAGCAGGGCUGGCUGUCGGAGGAAGGGGAGUUUGUGAUGGUGCAUGCGGCAUAUACCACGCAUUUGGCAUCGGAUUGCUUUUUUGCCCCGGACUCCCGGCUGAACGAUGGUCUCAUUUAUCUGGUUAUUAUACGGUCUGGAGUCGGGCGGUCGCAACUUCUCAAUUUUCUGCUGAGCAUGCAGAGAGGCUCACAUUUGCCGGCAGAACAAGAUCCCUACAUUCAGGUGAUGCCAGUGCGUGCGUUUCGAAUCGAGCCGAGCGGCUCCAAUGGCAUCCUAACCAUCGAUGGAGAGCGCGUCGACUAUGGACCCAUCCAGGCUGAAGUAUUUCCCGGUCUGAUCAAUGUCAUGACCUCUACGGGCCAAUGAACAGUUCACAAUUCACAAUUUACAUCACGAUGUGAUUGUAUAAAUAUAACUAUAUAUGUUCAUAUAAAUCUAUAUACGUAU
Messenger RNA from Drosophila grimshawi, 2324 nucleotides. RefSeq names its product sphingosine kinase 2 (gene Sk1). The record is from RefSeq and is a predicted model, not a curated record. Gene Ontology annotation, cellular component: intracellular membrane-bounded organelle; cytoplasm; membrane. The coding region runs from base 141 to 2243 and encodes 700 amino acids. The transcript has 2 exons. NCBI's taxonomy places the organism in Eukaryota, Metazoa, Arthropoda, Insecta, Diptera, Drosophilidae. Gene Ontology annotation, biological process: sphingosine biosynthetic process.